This is a messenger RNA of Tripterygium wilfordii, 1430 nucleotides long. Its product is annotated as AP2-like ethylene-responsive transcription factor At1g16060. Bases 176 to 1219 code for a protein of 347 amino acids. The transcript is spliced from 8 exons. Gene Ontology annotation, biological process: regulation of DNA-templated transcription. Gene Ontology annotation, molecular function: DNA binding; DNA-binding transcription factor activity. The record is from RefSeq and is a predicted model, not a curated record. Lineage: Eukaryota; Viridiplantae; Streptophyta; Magnoliopsida; Celastrales; Celastraceae.
UAGCCGCUUAGAGACGGCCACUAGAAGCCAUCCUCAAAUCUCUCCCUAGCCGGCCCUCACUCUCUCCAUUUCUUUUCUCUUCUUCUUCCCUUUUAAAACCACCCUUUCAUUGGACCUAAGACACUCAGUUCAUUCAUUCUCUCUGUUUCUCUCUGUUUUUUGAACUUUCAUUUUAAUGGGGAAGAUCUCACAGAAAAACACUGCAAACCCAAAAACAACAAAGGUAAAACGGACUCGAAAAAGUGUGCCCAGAGACUCUCCUCCCGGACGCAGCUCCAUUUACAGAGGAGUCACAAGGCAUCGAUGGACGGGUCGCUAUGAGGCUCAUUUGUGGGAUAAGAAUUGCUGGAAUGAGUCACAGAACAAGAAAGGAAGACAAGUAUAUCUUGGUGCAUAUGAUGAUGAAGAAGCUUCUGCACGUGCGUACGACUUGGCAGCAUUGAAGUACUGGGGAAAGGACACUGUCCUCAAUUUUCCAUCAUCAAAUUAUCAAGAAGAACUUAAAGAGAUGGAAGGUCAGUCCAAGGAAGAAUAUAUUGGAUCUUUGAGGAGAAAAAGUAGUGGAUUUUCUCGCGGGGUCUCGAAAUAUAGAGGAGUAGCAAGACAUCAUCAUAAUGGGAGAUGGGAAGCUCGCAUUGGGAGAGUUUUUGGGAACAAGUAUCUCUACCUUGGAACAUAUGCUACCCAGGAAGAAGCAGCCACAGCAUAUGACAUGGCAGCGAUAGAGUACCGGGGACUUAACGCCGUCACGAACUUUGACUUGAGCCGUUACAUAAAAUGGUUACGCCCCGAUAACCAAACGAAACUUAACAGUGACGGCCACCAAGAAAUUACUAACGGAGACGUUAAUCGGUCCGCAAAACCUAACGACGAUGGACUUGCUUUUACCUUAUUGCCCCUCAACCAAAACCCCAAUUCUACCGAAACAGCCCAGCAGCUUCCACCAAGACCAACCGGCGGGGGCGGAGGAUCCGCCUCAUCGGCGCUAGGCCUUCUCCUGCAAUCCUCGAAAUACAAGGAAAUGCUUGAGAAGACAUCGGCGGCUGACUCCCCAUCAACACCGCCGGAGUCCGACCAGCCACGCCGGAGCUUCCCCGAGGACAUCCAGACCUACUUUGAUUGCCAUGAUUCCGGCAACUACACCGAAGGUGAUGACAUUUUUCUUGGUGAUUUGAAUUCGUUUACUUCGCCGACUUUUCGCUUUGAGCUUGAUGCGUAGGGAAGAUGAUGGGAAUAGACAUCUGAAAUUCUUUCUUUUCUUUUUGUCAUUUACUUCUUUUGCUUUCUCCAGAAUUUUGAAGAGAAGAAAGUUUGCUAAUUUUUAUUGCUUCAUGACUUCAUAUCUAUUAACUUGUAAAUUUAGUUGGAUCAUGUAAACAUUUGUUCAUCAAAACAUUUCUCUUAAUAAGAAAAUUUUAAUUUCUCUUGCA